Molecule: messenger RNA, 1872 nt
Organism: Leishmania mexicana MHOM/GT/2001/U1103
Lineage: Eukaryota; Euglenozoa; Kinetoplastea; Trypanosomatida; Trypanosomatidae
Exons: 1
Coding region: 1-1872 (623 amino acids)
Cellular component (GO): cytoplasm
Source: RefSeq, a predicted model, not a curated record
AUGAACCCCAUCGAUGCAGCGCAGCAGCUGCUGCAAAGCGACAAGUUCCUGGAACUCUUUCAACGAGCACUCGGCAGCGGCGGUGGCAACGGCGAUGGUGGAGGCAUUGGUGACAUGCUCCAGUCUAUGCCCGAGGAGGGCGAUCCAAAGCGGGAGGAGUGGCUGCGCACUCUGCAGUCACGUCUGCAGGAGGAAGCGACCAAGGAGGCGAAAGGGGACCUGGAGCAGGUGCACAGCGACGAGCAUGGUCAGUGGAUGCUUGUCUUGCCAGACCCCGGGUUCUGUAUUAAGACAAACGUAGCCGGUGGCGCGAAGGUGUUCAUUAACGUGUGCCAGCACGCGCGCAUCGGGGAGCCAGUGCCCAUGGAGCCAGAGAAUGGAAGCGCUAGUCAAGGUGACACGGCGGAGAUGCGCUACCGCAUCCCGAUCAGCUGCGGCCAAGCGCGACCCGACCAGGACAAGGGUGGAAAACCCUGCAAGGUGUACGAUGUCAUCGUCAACCCGUCGACGAUUCAGCGCUGCGGCAAGGAUCACGAGUUCCGUCGCUUCGUGGCCGCACUGUGCAUGCAAUGGAUUAAGCAGAAAUCUGAGCCCACCCUGAACGCUGACGAGUUCCGAAACCUCAACUUUAAGUGUAAAGGCAAACUUGAGCCGCAGCGCAUUCGCCUUUCGACCCAGCCGAAGGAGCGCAACGCGAUGGGGGACGAGAUCCGCCUGCCGGCCGCCGCGGGUAGCGCCACAGCGCCGUCGCAGGUGACCGGGUCGCAGGGAAACGGCAAGCUAAUCCAGGAGCUGCUUCCACCCACUAACACCGACGCGGGCCCUUCUGCAAGUCCGACGAAGGGGGCGACGGCCAGCACCGCUGCAUUGAAGGCGGAACCGGCCGUCAAGGGUGUGACAGCUGAUGGCGUGUACUGUUGGGCACUGCACAAGAGGCCGGCGUCGAACCCGUACUUCAAGGAGAACGUGCCGGCUCACUUCGACAUUACCCUCUACCUGCCAGGAGUCCAAACAAUCCGCGAGGUCGACGUCCGCAUCGGCCACCGGCGAGUGGAUUGCUACUACAUUGACGAGGUAACGGACGGCGAAGAGCGCGACGAGGAGGCGGCGGCCAACAAAGGGACUGGUGCCUCGCCGUUUCUCUCCGUGACCCUCGACUACCCCGUUUCCGAUGACGUGGUGGAGGCCAAGUACGUGCGGAAGACGUCGCUGCUGAAGCUGAAGCUGGCGGUGCAGCUGCCCGACGAGACGCAGGCUCCUGCCACUCGCCCAGACCGCGACGUGACUGAGGUUGAAAUGGAGGAGCAGCAGCACGACCAUGCGGCCCGCGAGGCGGAAUGGGCCGCCGCCAAGGCGAGAAAUGAGCGUCGGCAGGAGGAGGAGGCCGCGGUGAUGGCAGAGCGGCGUAGCUACAUUGAAAAUUUGUCCGCUGUGAAAUCGGGCGACAUCCCACCCAUCAUUCGGGAUGAGGUGGAUCAGAUGCCGCGCGACCAGCUGCCGGGCAUGCUUUACCGGCUGGAGAGGCGCAUCCGUAAAGGUGACUCGAUCGAUACGUUGCUGGAAAAGCUGCCGGAGCCGAUGCUGAACGCGCUGAUCGACUACAUUUGCGAGAAACUGUCGCUGGAGCCUCGUCAGCGCAAGGCCUCGGCAGCCAAAGAAGAGCACAACGUCGCAUCCUCAUCGCCUUCACAUGAAGGGAAUCCCACCUCUGCCGUCUCGCCGUUGGCGGCCAAAGCUGCUGAAGCUGACGACUCGAACAAGAGGCCGCCUACGGAGAGCCAGCCGGCGAUGCAAGUGUUUCACUCGACAGCGCAGUCCGAGGCGCUCUUCGGCGUUCAACUUCACAACCGGUACCUCUUCGCACUUGAUUGA